GGUCCUUUCCUCCUUCAUCAAGCAUCGAGUAUUACCUUGCCAAUUCCAGUCUAGACAUUGCUUGUGAUCUAGGGUCUCUUGGCCUCUUGCAUUCAAGGUUCAACUAUUAACCGGCAACCCGUCAUCAUUAUUCUUGUUCCACCCACCCAACAUCCACCAUCCACCAUCCAAAAUCCUUCCUCCACUCAAAGUUUGACUUGCACUUUGACUUUUGCCUACUCCCAGUCUACCAACCCACCACCCAUUGAAAAUCCUCAAAGAUCCGGCCUUGGUGUUUCUACUACCUCCGCUCCCAGUUCUUGUCCAUUUGUCCAUGCUGUUUGCGACGGGUACAUAAAUUUCUUGGUUGUACAUGAUCUAAUCGAAUCAACUAGAGAAGAUUCGAGCAAAGAAUCUUCAAAUACUUCAUUUUGCAAAAACAGCCAAAAUUGCAUACUGUACUUGCAUACUGUACCCUACUUUGCACGAUUAAUUACUCACCUCGUUUGCAGUUUCUAUCUUCUCUUUGCUGGAUAUCCAAUCCGAUGGUUGAUCAUUCAUCGAUUGGUGCAAAACUUAUCAUCUCGGCUUCUUAUUCCGUUUAGUUUGCUCUCUUACUGUGUUGUAUCCGCUUUUGACUCAAGAGAAACGCUCCGAAAGCCCCACCAUCAAACCUCCAAAUUCUCCUUUCAGAAUCAACCUUCACACUUACAACCUGCCCCGACUUUCGUGAAGGCUCCGGAGGGCUAUCCUCGACCAUAGUGCAAUUGCUCCAACAUCCUAUACCCCCCCAUCACUCUCACUAUGGCUGAACCUCAAGCACCAUCGUCGUCUACUCAGGCCGCCCCGCUUGGCUCUGCACCUUUCAAAUUGAACGGCAAAUCCUCUACUGAAGGUUCCCCACAAGUCCGGUUCGCCGCGGUCAACGAGCAGAUAGCACCGGAUGCAAGCUUCGCUGGUCUGGAUCAUAGCACGGCUGUGCAGAACAUGUCAAAUAAGGAGCAGGUAGAUUUAGAUCAGCUAUCGAAAUCACUUCAAGGAACUCAUCUACAAGAACGUCGCAUGAGCCAAUUUGCAUUCGAGCCUGUGUCUCUACCAGCUUCGAGAAUACCCUCAACCGAAGAGAAUUCGCGAGAAGCUAGCCGAUAUAACACACACAGUUCUUCGAGUCGACCCUCCCCCCAUCAAAGUCCUCGAACGUCAUCCAUGCAUUCUCCACCCAUAACCCCUGCUGCAACACGAUCGAGAGAUGCUCCGACCGAAGCAGCAAAGGGGGUUCCUGUCCAGAAAGUGGCUGCGGAGGGAGAUCCGGCAGCUAUGACACCUCAGAUUUCACCACCUAGAACCUCACCCUCAACUACAAACGCUGAUGCCUCUCGACCUGGAUCAUCUGGGCAAAUAAUGACUAGCCCUAAUAGCAAUUCGAACGAAUCAGUUCGAUCAAAACCACAUCAUACUUUUUCGAUUGGUCCAACUGCAAACGACACCUCUGUUCCUGCAUCUCGAGAACCUAGUCCCACCCGUUCUGCUACUCCCUCGGCCUACAGCAGACCUUUUACACCAGCCGGUGAUAUAGAUGAUCCUUACGCAGCAUCUAGAAGAGUCCCGCAGCCCAAGAAUGCCGAGGCUAUCGAGUCAAGGUUCAGAUUCGGCGCGGUAGGCGCAAAGAACCGACAAUCUCCAAGCUCAUCCACAACUAGCUUGCCUAGAUCCUCCAGAAGUGCCGCAGACGGAAAGACACCAGCACAAGGCGUCGAGAAACGACACACUGGAUUGUUCGGACAUAAAAAUCAUUUAUCAGGUGUCCACGAUGAUAGUACAUCAACAAUACACAAAACUCAUGGUUCCAUGUCAGAGCUCAAACGAUUCUUGAAAAUUGGUCAACACAAAGCCAAGCGUGCUGGUUCUCCAACACCAUCAACUAAAUCCGGUUCUUCAAUAAACAAAUCAUCGCCAUCUGGCAAGGGACAGCAGCUUCCAUUUGGUGAUGAUCACGGGCUAACUUCGAAAUAUGGCAAGUUUGGAAAGGUUCUUGGAGCUGGAGCUGGAGGCUCCGUACGUCUCAUGAAGCGAAGCAGUGAUGGUAAAACGUUCGCCGUAAAGGAGUUUCGCGCCAGGCAUUCAUAUGAAUCAGAAAAGGAAUACACGAAGAAAGUGACUGCCGAAUUCUGUAUAGGAUCAACUCUACAUCAUGGUAACAUUAUUGAAACAUUGGAUAUUGUGCAGGAGAAAGGAAAAUGGUACGAGGUUAUGGAAUAUGCACCUUACGAUCUAUUUGCCGUUGUCAUGACUGGCAAAAUGUCGAAAGAAGAGGUUACCUGCUCAUUUCUCCAGAUUUUGAGUGGUGUCACAUACUUGCAUAGUAUGGGCCUAGCCCAUCGAGAUCUGAAACUUGAUAACGUGGUGGUCAACCAAUAUGGUAUCAUGAAGAUUAUCGAUUUUGGCAGUGCUAGCGUGUUCUUGUAUCCCUUUGAAGGAGGUAUCACGCUAUCCAGUGGUAUUGUUGGCUCCGAUCCUUAUCUCGCCCCAGAGGUGUAUGACGAGAAGAGAUAUGACCCACAGCCAGCUGAUAUCUGGUCCCUUGCAAUCAUCUUCUGUUGCAUGUCUUUACGUCGAUUCCCAUGGAAAAUGCCUAGAAUGACAGAUAAUUCCUUCAAAUUAUUUGCCUCUCCUCCAUCACCAAGACCAGAACAUCAUAAUGGAACAGUCACACCAACCACAAAGGAGUCGGAUACCAAAUCUUCUCAUUCGAAAAACGGCCAAAACGGCCCUAACGGCUGCGGCUCUGAUGUUGAUAUGCUCACCUUGAUUAAUUCUAUUGAAUCAAAGAAGCCUCCUGAGCCACCAAAGCCAGAAGUGAUCAAAGGACCAGAUAGAUUACUUCGUCUCCUACCCAGAGAGAGUAGAGAGAUUAUCGGAUUGAUGUUGAAGCUGGAUCCAAAGAAGAGAGCUACGAUGGGACAGAUACUGGACAACCCUUGGGUAAGAGAUACAGUGAUAUGCCGCCAAGACUCAGAUGGCAAACCUAUAUCAGCUCCAGGCCACACACAUACUCUUGAGCCACCAACACCACCUCCUUCCUCGAAAUAACGAAUUUUACGUAGCCUUGGAUGAUUCUCGAUUUGCAUAGUCAGGCUUGGGAUUAGGGGGCGUUUUGGGUGGGUUGGUUUACAUAGGGUGAUUGGUUCAUAUUGAUAGCACUGAUUCAAAGUGCAGUGCAUAAAGCUCAUUUUUAGAUAGUAGAGGAAUCGCAGUAGAUUGUAUAUCCAUAGGAGUGUUGGAGGUUUUAUAUUCUUUUGGAAUCAUUACUAGAUACAUACCUCGGGGUCGUUUUAGAUAGGAAUUUUGUCGAGUCCUUAUGAUAUUAACGACUGUUUUUAAUUAAAGCAUAGCUAUAUAUAAUUCUUGAUAUAACGAUUGCA
Messenger RNA from Botrytis cinerea B05.10, 3401 nucleotides. RefSeq lists its product as hypothetical. Gene Ontology annotation, biological process: intracellular signal transduction; protein phosphorylation. The record is from RefSeq and is a predicted model, not a curated record. The transcript has 4 exons. Lineage: Eukaryota; Fungi; Ascomycota; Leotiomycetes; Helotiales; Sclerotiniaceae. The coding region runs from base 784 to 3069 and encodes 761 amino acids. Gene Ontology annotation, molecular function: ATP binding; protein serine/threonine kinase activity.